Molecule: messenger RNA, 1590 nt
Organism: Periophthalmus magnuspinnatus
Lineage: Eukaryota; Metazoa; Chordata; Actinopteri; Gobiiformes; Gobiidae
Product: otolin-1
Exons: 5
Coding region: 46-1410 (454 amino acids)
Molecular function (GO): protein binding
Source: RefSeq, a predicted model, not a curated record
UGAUCCUCCAAGAUUCUACAGAGACCCAGACUGUGACCAACGACCAUGCUGUCUGUGGCCGUGCUCCUGCUGCUCCCCCUGGUGGCUGUGCGGGCGGAUUAUCCCAACCCCAACAUGACCUUUGUGCCCGAAGGCGACCUGAACUCGACCUCCGUGCCGUCCGAGGCCGUGGAGGCGUUCUGUGAGGUCCUGCUCCAGUCGCCACUGCCCCCCGACCAGAUCCCCUGGUACUGCAUCUGCUCCCACUGCAAAGGCACCAAGGGCCCCAAGGGAGACCGGGGCGACCGCGGCCUGACAGGUCCACCUGGCAGUUCUGGCCCCAGAGGUGUCCAAGGUUCCCGAGGGCCCCAGGGGUUUGUGGGAAGCCCCGGGAUCAAAGGACAAAAAGGUGACGAUGGCAUUAAGGGAGCCCUUGGCCCGCAGGGGGCGCCAGGACCCAAAGGAGCCGGAGGCUUCAAAGGAGAAAAGGGUGACCCCGGGCUCGAGGGCCCUCCUGGGGACCAGGGGCCUAAAGGAGACGACGGCAUGUGUCCAGACGCCUGUGAUGCCAGCCAGGGGCCCCCCGGCCCCCCCGGGCCCGCCGGGCCCGCCGGCCUGAGGGGGAUCGCGGGCGCAGAGGGGUCUAAGGGCCAGAAAGGAGCCAAGGGCGAGAGCGGCGAGUCGGGCGUUCCCGGCACAGACGGCACCCCUGGAGUGAAGGGGGACCUGGGGCCCAAAGGAGACUGCGACUGCGUGGACGGGGUCGACGGGGCCCCCGGGAACAAGGGGGACCAGGGGCCCAAAGGAGAGAAGGGAGAGGCGGGGCUCGUGGGGGACCAGGGCGUGUCCGGAGAGAAGGGCGACAUGGGCGCGAUGGGCAUGCCGGGGGCCCCGGGCCCCUGCAUGCCCACGGUGAAAUCUGCGUUCUCCGCCGGCCUCACCGCCAGCUUCCCGCCCCCGGGCCUGCCCGUGGCCUUUUCCAAAGUCUUCUACAACGUCCAGAACAGUUACAUCCCCUCCAUGGGCGUCUACGUGGCGCCCAUCAACGGCACGUACGUGUUCACCUUCACCCUGACCGUGUCCGAGCGCGUCCUCAAGGUGGGGCUGUUCCAUAACUUCGAUACCGUGUUGAAGACCACGGACACGUCGGCCCUGGGGUCCGUGAGCCAGACCGUGGUGCUGCACAUGACGGAGGGCGACGCCGUCUGGCUCCAGGUCAAAGACGUCUCCACCAACGGCAUGUACGCCGGACCAGAAGUGUCCUCCAUGUUCUCCGGGUACCUGCUGUACCCCGACAAGUGCCAGGGGGACCUCCUGGACAUGGGCAUAGGCAUGGGACGCGAAAACGGAGAUUACGGCAUGCGGCCCACAGCCCCGCCCCCCACCUUCACGCCCACACGCCAAUUCACCUGGAACGACGACGACGACUAAGCCUUAGCCUCAGCGUUAGCGUUAGCAUUAGCCAAACUGACCAGUUUUAGACCUUAGAUCCAAAGCUAAAUUAUUGUAGUCGUUUAGUUUGCACUUUUAUUUGUGAUUUAUUUUUCACUUUAGAUCAAAUGUUUUUAUGAAGCGUCGCCCCCUGGUGUCCACAGCGCGUCGUCACAGAAC